Molecule: messenger RNA, 465 nt
Organism: Caenorhabditis remanei
Lineage: Eukaryota; Metazoa; Nematoda; Chromadorea; Rhabditida; Rhabditidae
Exons: 1
Coding region: 1-465 (154 amino acids)
Biological process (GO): SCF-dependent proteasomal ubiquitin-dependent protein catabolic process
Cellular component (GO): cytoplasm; nucleus
Molecular function (GO): cullin family protein binding
Source: RefSeq, a predicted model, not a curated record
AUGGCCGAAGAAUUCUUCUACAAACUCGAAUCGAGCGACGGAAAGGAGGUUCUCUUCUCCGAGACGGCAAUCAAACAAUCGAAAACUCUGAGUGACUUACUGGUAACCCUCGGAAACACGGAUGAAGUCAUUCCAAUGGAGAUUAUCAAGGAGACGCCUCUGAAGAAGGUGGCCGCUUGGUGUGAGCAUCACAAAGGAGAAGAAAUUCCAACGGCUGAGGAGAGUAAUCCGAGGAUGGUGGAGGUUCCUGAAUGGGACAGAGAUUUUCUGAAAAUGAGCAACAUGGAGCUCUAUGAUCUGAUCUGUGCCGCUAACUAUUUGGAUAUCAAACGUCUUCUCAACUACUCUUGCAAGAUUGUCAGUGAGAUGUGCACAGGAAAGACUGCGGAGGAACUUCGCCAGAUCUUCGGGAUCCCGACGGAUGAGGAGGAUGCUGCGAACGGAUUGCUGCCCGCCAGGGAUUAA